Drosophila busckii is the source of this 487-nucleotide messenger RNA. RefSeq lists its product as uncharacterized. Lineage: Eukaryota; Metazoa; Arthropoda; Insecta; Diptera; Drosophilidae. The transcript is spliced from 2 exons. Gene Ontology annotation, molecular function: odorant binding. The record is from RefSeq and is a predicted model, not a curated record. The coding region runs from base 61 to 423 and encodes 120 amino acids.
AACGGAUUAUAUUUGUGCUUAAUUUGCGACAAUUAUUACGACACGCUUCACAGCUUUAUAAUGCAAAUCAAGGUACAGUGGGCAUUGGGACUAUACAUUUGGCUAGUUAUUUGCCAGCUGGGCAGUUGUGUUGACGAUGAGAAUUGCCAAAAGCAAAAUAAUAUAACUAUUAAUGAGCUAAAUGCUAUUCCCAGAGAUGCAAUUGUUCAAGAUCUACCGGAACGUUUUAAAUGUUAUGCCAAAUGCAUGUUGCAGCCAAUCUUGGGCCAAGAUGGUCGCAUCAGCGUAGAACUCGCUGCUCAAACGCCGCCCUGGGACGUCCAGCCUCUGCGUAUGAAACAAUGUAAAUAUAAAUACGAGGCCAUCAACGCGCAGAAUUGUGAUUAUGCCAUUAUGGUGCUUGGCUGUUUGAUCUCAAAGUAAUUUACCAGAACGGAAGAAUUAUAUAAUGUGCUAGCUAUUUUCAAAUCAAUUAGUUCUUCUUAAA